Molecule: messenger RNA, 2396 nt
Organism: Nannospalax galili (Upper Galilee mountains blind mole rat)
Lineage: Eukaryota; Metazoa; Chordata; Mammalia; Rodentia; Spalacidae
Gene: Tbx6
Product: T-box transcription factor 6
Exons: 7
Coding region: 634-2025 (463 amino acids)
Biological process (GO): regulation of transcription by RNA polymerase II; heart looping; positive regulation of DNA-templated transcription
Cellular component (GO): nucleus
Molecular function (GO): DNA-binding transcription factor activity, RNA polymerase II-specific; RNA polymerase II cis-regulatory region sequence-specific DNA binding
Source: RefSeq, a predicted model, not a curated record
GUUCUGUGGAAGAUGCCACAGACUGUGUGGAGCGGUGCACACGCCUCAGCUUUUGAGAUUUGGUGGAGGUUUUUUGGAUUGGAAACCAGGGAGGACUCUAAGGUUCAGCCCUCUGCCUCAGUCUUUUAGAUAUUCCUAGUUUCUCGCUUGCUUCCCAGUUCAUUUCCCAAGGCUGGUCUUCCAAGUAAAGAGGGAGAAGUCACCUUCUAGAAAGUCAGGGUCUGUCCGGGGAUCGGGGAUCCCAGACCCCACCCCCGCCUCCCGCUUAUCCCUAGCGGGGCUCCCCCCCACCGUGGGAACGGGGACCAGCUGGCCGGAAGCGCCAAACUGCGUCCCUGUCCCAGCCCUAGGGAUCAAUCAGGUUGAGGAGUUAAUUAUGUAAUGAGGGGGCAGGGGGUCGGGACUAAUGAAGCCGCCCAGAAGGAAAGGGAGAGGGGAGGGUACCCAGGUAUCCGGCCUUCUCUUGGACCCCUUCGAGGCCCCAGGGGUCUCCACUUCAGCCCACCUCCAGGGCCCCAAAGAGGGGAGGGGCUGUGAUCUCUGGUGUGGAAGGGGCUGUGCUGUGAGCUAUAAAGGGGGGAUCCAGACCUGAAGACUCUAGCAACGUGACACAAGGCCAGAAGAAACUACACCAUGUACCAUCCACGAGAGUUGUACCCCUCCCUGGGGACCAGCUACCGUCUGGGGCACCCCCAGCCAGGGGCAGACACCAGCUUCCCACCUGCCCUAGCAGAGGGCUACCGCUACCCUGAUCUGGAUACCCCCAAACUGGACUGCUUCCUUUCUGGGAUUGAGGCAGCUCCCCACACCCUGGCUGCACCCCCUCCUCUGCCCCUUCUGCCCUCUGCUCUGGGCCCUGAGGCAGCACCGCCACCUCCAGAGGCCCUUCAUUCACUCCCUGGGGUCAGCCUGAGCCUGGAGAACCAGGAACUGUGGAAGGAGUUCAGCGCUGUGGGAACAGAGAUGAUCAUCACCAAGGCUGGCAGGCGCAUGUUCCCUGCUUGCCGAGUGUCAGUCACUGGCCUGGACCAAGAGGCCCGCUACCUGUUCCUUCUGGAUGUGGUUCCAGUGGAUGGUGCUCGAUACCGCUGGCAGGGCCAGCGCUGGGAGCCCAGUGGCAAGGCAGAGCCCCGCCUGCCGGACCGUGUCUACAUUCACCCUGACUCUCCCGCCACGGGUGCCCACUGGAUGCGGCAGCCUGUAUCUUUCCAUCGUGUUAAGCUCACCAACAGCACGCUGGACCCCCAUGGCCAUUUGAUCUUGCACUCCAUGCACAAGUACCAACCUCGCAUCCACCUGGUGCGGGCAGCCCAGCUUUGCAGCCAACACUGGGGAGGUGUGGCCUCCUUCCGCUUUCCUGAGACCACAUUCAUCUCAGUGACAGCCUACCAGAACCCACGGAUCACACAGCUAAAGAUUGCAGCCAAUCCGUUUGCCAAAGGUUUCCGAGAGAACGGCAGAAACUGUAAGAGGGAGCGAGAUGCACGUGUGAAGAGGAAACUUCGAGGCCCAGAGCCAGUGGCCACAGAGGCCUAUGGGAGCAGGGGUGAGUGCUGUUCUGAUAGUGAUGGGGCCAGGCCUGAAACACUGAGCCUCCCAACACAGCUUGUGCCUUUUGUCUCCCCAGAUACACCAGGGGGUCCCUGUGACUCCACCCUGUGUGGGGACAUUCGAGAGUCCAAUCCAGAGCAGGCCCCGGCUCCCCCAGAAGCUGCUCCUGCCCCAGUUCCUCCAUGUAGUGGCCCCAGUGCUGAGGCCUACCUCCUGCACCCUGCAGCUUUCCACGGAGCCCCCAAUCACCCACUAGCCAGGAACCCCAGCUUCCCUGAGGCUUCAGACUCUGGGCGCCCAGCCCCCUACUCAGCUGCAUUUCUGGAGCUACAGCCUGGACCAGGGGGCUCUGCAUACCAAGCAGCUCCAUCUGCCGCACCCUUUGCCCCCCACUUCAUCCAAGGGGGCCCUUUCCCUUUACCAUACCCAGGGCCUGGAGGUUAUCUAGACAUGGGAUCCAAACCAAUGUACUGAACCAAGGCAGGGCCUGUGCCAUCCUCCCUUGGAAACCUCCAGCUCCCUUCCCCCAGCCCCAUAGCACCCUCAUCCACCAGGCCCCAUCCCCCACACCAAAUGGCUGCCUCGGGGCUGUCCCCUACCCCCCUAGUUCACACCUUGAUUUUACUCCCACCCCCUCUGGCUUCAAAGCCCAGGCAAAGCUGCUCAGAGUCCAGCUGGGGCCAGCUUCCCCUUCUUAGCUCUCACCUCAGUGUGAAUGGAGAGAGACUUGGCCUGGCCAAAUGGCGCUGGCAGCCCAGUACCUCCACCUCCAGAGGGGGGUGGGGGCUCAUCACUAGCACAAGUCACAUCAAUUUGUUCAAGAAUCAGUAUUUUUGUUAAUAAAA